UGGCACUGUUAACUGGCGCAGCAAACGAAGGAGUAAUGUGCACGUGUGUGUGAUUUGUUAUAAAAAUAAUCUGUACAAGUUAUCUGAUGAAUAUAAAUUUGACGAGAGAUAUGAGUUGCUAUCUGUUAAAUUCGGCAAAAUGGAGUGUGAUUUACUGUGUGAGAAGGCAAUCCAAUCGAUUACUCGUAAAGCAAAUAAGCGAUUUGAGUCUAUUUAAACUGCAAGAUCGACCAGGAAAGUUCUUUCAUUAUGGUGGAAGGGGUUUGUUAUUUCGUCAAAUGAGAAUAACAUCGAACGACAUAAGAAUAUGCUCUCAAGUCUUUCAAUACCAGAUAUCUCGAACUUUAGAAAACAAACCAAAACAUAAAUUAGAAAAGGAAGAAGAACUGGCCGAGAAUGCAAAUGAAGAAAAGGAAGAGAAGAAAAUGUCGUUAGUUCAGCGUUAUAAAACAAUGUUAAAGGAAUAUUGGUAUGUUCUAAUACCUGUUCAUGUGGCAACGUCAUUGGUUUGGUUCGGUAGUUUCUAUUACGUAGCGAAAAGUGGUUUCGACAUAGUGCCAUAUUUGGAAGCAGUUGGAUUCAGCGAACAGUUUCUAGAGCCUCUAAAAAAUUCCAGUCUAGGUUAUUUAGCCGUCGCAUCAGCCAUAUACAAACUAGCGACACCAGCAAGAUACAUGGUGACCAUCGGAGGGACGACCUUUGCAGUAAAGUAUCUCACCAAAAGGAAUUACAUAAAACCCAUGAAAGACAUUAAGACUAUGAUACAGCAGAGAAGAAAGGGAAGUUGAAUCGAAAGAAUAUUUUCUAAGAAUGGAAGAAAUGCUUUAAUUUAUGAAAGUCAUUUAAUGUUCUAUAGCAGAAUCAUGGAAUUUUUAAAAGUACAUAAAAUUCUUUUAGAGGAAUUAUAUUUUCACACGUAGAAACACAGCGUAAUGAAUAGUCAAUUUUGUAUUUUGUUAGUAUUCUUUUUUAAAUUUGCACUUGCCCUUUUUUUUUAAGCCAGAUAAGAUGUAUGUAGGAUGGUGACAGUGAAAAUUUGGAGUAAUGACGACACACAGGAAAUUAUUUUUGAUUUUAUAAU
Messenger RNA from Centruroides sculpturatus (bark scorpion), 1081 nucleotides. Its product is annotated as protein FAM210A-like. The transcript is spliced from 3 exons. The coding region runs from base 87 to 788 and encodes 233 amino acids. NCBI's taxonomy places the organism in Eukaryota, Metazoa, Arthropoda, Arachnida, Scorpiones, Buthidae. The record is from RefSeq and is a predicted model, not a curated record. Gene Ontology annotation, cellular component: mitochondrion.